AAUUGUUGGUGGUUGUACGCACACGCCUGCGGAAACAUGGCUCAAAAUCCAUAUUAUUUGUUAAAUUUUAGUUACUCAUUAACUAAACGGUGCUGUAAUUAUUGAUAAUUGAAUUUGGUUAAAAGUGUGACUAAAGAUGUUUGGAAGCAAACUCCGAUCAUGGAUGGAAGCAGUGAGACCUCGCAAAAAACAACACCGAAAAGAAAAACAAACUAAAGCAAAUUUAAAUCCUAACACAGUUUCCUCUAACUGGCAAAACGGAAACAGUUGUGGGUCUUCCCAAGAUGAUCUGGAUGACAGGAAAGGGAAUACUAAUCGGAAAAUAACAAAUGGGGUUUUAUCUGAAAAUGGUCAAGCGAGUCAAGCACCUGCGACGCGAUACUCUGCUAAUAAUCUCUCUUCUCCCGAAUCGGCAUACUCGACUGGAUACUCUACGGAUGGAACUUCGCCAGGUGCUCCACCAGACUACUACAUCAAUAUCCGAACAGGUGUCAAAUAUUUUCCAUCAGAGGGUGAGCGCUACAACCACGAGAACCACUUAAAACAUGUGCAGCAACAUCGGGUACCCAAUGGUACCGAUUUGGCUUUGCGAACCAAGCCUCCAACUUCUUCCACUUGUCUGUCGCCACCCAUCCACAGCAAUCGCAGGCCCAUCAUGCAGUCGCAAGAGGUGGCCGUUCAGUCACAUACAGCUCCAGCAUUCCAGUGUAACACCCCGGUUACAUCAUCCAGAUUAAGCGAAGUUGUUGCUAGCCCGGUUCUUACAUCCCCGAGACAGCGCAACCGGAUUAGGACAAAUCCCUGGGUUCCGGGAAGUACGCUAAGUCCGGGACAAAUUAGACAAGAAAUGCCGAAAAUUACAACGGCGGUGAAUGUGACUGACAGCCCAAUUUCUAGAAGGUUCCUGAGUCCGUCAACUUUGCGCGGACCGAGUUUGCGAAACCAGUCACUAUCCUCAUCUUCCUGUUCCUCUCUAAGCGGGGCAAGUAUUCAUUGGGAUGCGAAGAAACCAUCUGCAAGUGACGAAGAUGACUGUACUCUCAACGAAAUGAUGGGAAAAUACGACGAGAGUUACGUUUACGAAAAAGAAAAUGAUAUUCUUAGUGAUAGCGAUCCGACUGAUUGUGAUACCGACAUUGACACCGGACAAGACGGUGGAGAUGAAGACGAACCAAUUGAUGGAGAAUUUGAUUUCAUAGAUAACGGCUCAUACUUGGAACUGGAUCCUCGGGAAGAUCGUAACACUGGACAUUGUACUUAUUACAACUUUGAAGUCCAGAGAAAAGCCUCUCGGAGACGUACAACUCGCCGUAGUAAACAAUGCAGUGAGAAACGGCGCCGAUCAAGCUCUAACAAAAAAAGACACAAGCAAAUUGAGCGUGUAAAUAUUCAGCCGAACGGCUCUAAAAGUGCGGGUGCUACUCCCUUGUCCGUCCGUCGAACCAAGCACCAUCCAAUGUCGAAAUUGGCCCUCGACGAUUGCCUCAAAAAACGGUCUAAUUCCAUUAGUUUCUCUCGCGACGAUCCCUUCUCGACAAUUGAUAAACGGGAUAAAGAGGCCGAUCAAAAAUAUCGCGAAUUGAUAGUCGAGGCCGAACACAUCUUACGCAGCAUGAAGACAAAUGGCCUUUCCCCUCGGCGAGUCCCAGGCCCCGCCAAUAAACGCGUCGAAAUCCUGCGAAGCGCUGAAUGUGCCAAACCGGAAUUAUUCAUGAAAAAUAGACUGAUCGAAGAGCCUGGUCCACCGUUUACAAAAAUACCGUCCAGUAAUUUUAAUUGUUCCAGAUUUAGUCCUAAGCGAAACCACAUUACUAAUUUUAUGAUCAGCAAUUCGCCCGCUUUAAUGAGGCGAGACAUGGAGUUGCCGACUUCCCCUCUGGCCAAAAGACCGGACUCGCCGAAAUUGCGAGCGAACAGGCGCAGUCCUAAGUACAGGAAAAAGUCGAAUAAGGUCAAAGUGCAGGAAUGCCCCACGAGCAGUGAUUCCGACGGGGAAGGGAAGGUUAACGAUGCCGGUCACGGAAACCAGACAGAUUCCGUGGGUUUCGGAUGUCCUCAGAGUGAGCCGGUGAGAAGGAAAGUGUACUCAGGACGGGGGAAAACUGUUGCGUUCAAUCUUAAUUACGAGAAUAUUUAUAAUAAUUCGCCGCCCUACUCACCCACUAGAUUUGAGGCGCAGGAGUAUAAGAGUAGCGCGGAAAAUUUGAGACAGCAGGUUUUAAUGAACACCAUUGCCAAUCUGAAGAAAAGUCUUGAAGAUCAAUCUGCUUCUUUGAAACAGGUGUACCGAAGUUCCCAUAAUAUACAACUCUAAGUUACAGCGUAUACAAAUAAAUUUAUAAUUUUAUACCGUGGAUGUUGAAGAAAAACACCAGUAGAGUAGGCAGGUUUUAUUGAUUUCCCUUUCGUAUAAGCUCCAAUGUUGUUUAGUUUUUAUUAGUCUACUGUUAUUACAAAUUAACCCAAAUGUAGUCGUUUAAAUAUUUAAGCAGACGUAUAAUUAUUGGUAGAAUUUUUUUCAGAUGAAGUAGGUUUUUCGGUUUGAUGUAGCGACAAUAGUAGAAAUUAGUUGACGUAGUGGAAUAAUUGUAGGGUAACUUGUCGGCCCACUUCUCCUAAUCCUUAAUUGAAAUAAGUCAAAAAUAAAUUUGUUUACGCUCAUACAAAACCUAUUGAUUUUCAAAGUUAUAAAAACAUUGAGUAACCUAUUGUCAUUUUAAGUGGGCCGCAAUCAAUUAUGUAACAAUAUUUGAUAGAAAAAUGUAGUACAAUUUAGUAUAAUUUCAAUGUGGUAUUUGGAUCGGACUAAUAAUCUGUUAAUAACGUCUUUGAUUAUGUUGAAGCAAAUACGGCCUUGUUAUUUUUGACUUUAAUUUUAGAUAUAGUUGAAUUAUGACAGUAAGUGUUAAUUUGUUAUUUCCUAAAAAAAGGAAAUGUUAUUUUGAAAAAAAUAACACUAAAAUCGAGUUUAACUGACUGAAGGGUACUCCAAGACAGAAAUGGAGAUUUCACGCAUUCCCUGUUAAAACUGUGCUAUAUUUUUAAUAGGUAUAUGUAUUUUUAUAGGCACUAAUACAAAUACGUAACCGCCUAUAUGUAUACUUUCAAAUCACAGUCGUUAUUUGAAAUGUGCCUGGUUUAACUUUCGAUUUCAACUUCACAGCUAAGCUAUCACUGUAUUCAUGUUGUGAUUCCUGAAUUGUUAAAUUUUUCAAAUGUUCAUCUGUAAAUAUAA
This is a messenger RNA of Tribolium madens (black flour beetle), 3235 nucleotides long. RefSeq lists its product as uncharacterized. The record is from RefSeq and is a predicted model, not a curated record. Bases 137 to 2314 code for a protein of 725 amino acids. The transcript has 6 exons. Lineage: Eukaryota; Metazoa; Arthropoda; Insecta; Coleoptera; Tenebrionidae.